GCUCUCUGUCCCGAGGUCGAUAACUGAGUGUCAGUAGUCAGAGUCGACCCGUGGCGGAUCAGACCGAGCCGUGUACUAUGAGACAUCCGAGGAGCGUGACCCUAUUGGCCCUGGCGGCUUUUCUGGCCUCCGCGGAGGCAGCUGCACUUUUGGGUGCACCACCGUGCCCUGACCCAUAUGGCGUCCACGCGUACCCCCAUCCCGAGUCGUGCAACGCCUUCUUUCUUUGCACGAACGGCACCCUGACCCUCGAAACUUGCGAGAACGGACUACUUUUCGACGGCCAUGGAUCUGUGCACAAUCAUUGCAACUAUCUCUGGGCAGUGCACUGCGGAGAUCGCAAGGCUGACCUCACUCCAAUCAGCAGUCCCGGAUGCGACUUCCAAUUUGGCUUGUAUCCUGCAAGCGACGCGUGCAGUACUACGUACAUCAGGUGUGUUCUUGGACAUCCCGAGGAAGCGCAUUGCGACCCCGGAUUAGUGUACGAAGAGAAGAGCCACACGUGCGUCUGGCCAGAUCAACUAUUGCCCUACUGCAACCCGGAGCAAAUUGUCGGCUUCAAAUGCCCUCACAAAGUACCUGCUCACAGCGCGGCUGCUAAAUUCUGGCCCUUCCCAAGAUUCCCUGUACCAGGCGAUUGUGGUAGAUUGAUUACCUGUGUGGAGGGAAAUCCGCGUCUAAUUACCUGCGGAGACGGAAAACUCUUCGAUUCCGUGAGCUUGGCCUGUUUGGAUCCUGACGAGCUGCCUCACUGCGCCAAUAAUCUAUAAAUAAUGUAGGAAAAUCGGUGACUCUGAAUUAUAGUCGCAAAAUCCUAUAAUCGAAUCCUGACAGUCUUUGGUAACGUAACUGCCCCUUUGAAAACCUGUAAAAUAGGAUUGCACAAAUCGUUGCAAACGUACACGUUUUGUCGGUACAAAAAAAAAAUAUCGAAAUUAAAAUAGAACCAUAAAUUUUCACGUCGAAGCAGGAAAUGUUCAAGUUACUUUAUCCAACCGACUUAAUCCUUGGUUCGAUAAAUUUCCGUGAUCGUUACAAAUUACUUUAUUCUUGCUUCUGUGUGAAUCGUACAAUCUAGCGGUAUCCUAUGUUAAAAGAAAAACACCGAAAAAUAAAUAUUUAACGCGUGAAACUAUGUACAACGAACAUUCGAAUAAAAUGUGGACAUGAGUAGAAAAAAAAAAUAUACAACGUACACUUUAUUUCAACGAAUCUG
Molecule: messenger RNA, 1216 nt
Organism: Colletes gigas
Lineage: Eukaryota; Metazoa; Arthropoda; Insecta; Hymenoptera; Colletidae
Gene: Cpap3-d
Product: protein obstructor-E
Exons: 5
Coding region: 78-770 (230 amino acids)
Cellular component (GO): extracellular region
Molecular function (GO): chitin binding
Source: RefSeq, a predicted model, not a curated record